This is a messenger RNA of Humulus lupulus (European hop), 304 nucleotides long. Its product is annotated as probable diphthine methyl ester synthase. Gene Ontology annotation, molecular function: diphthine synthase activity. The record is from RefSeq and is a predicted model, not a curated record. Gene Ontology annotation, biological process: protein histidyl modification to diphthamide. Bases 2 to 280 code for a protein of 92 amino acids. The transcript has 2 exons. Lineage: Eukaryota; Viridiplantae; Streptophyta; Magnoliopsida; Rosales; Cannabaceae.
CAUGACAAUAAAGACUGCCAUUGAGCAGCUCCUGGAAGUUGUGCAAGCAAAAGUAGAAUCUGUCUGCAAUGAAGACACGGAGUGUGUUGGUUUUGCUAGAAUUGGAAGUGAAGAUCAGAUCAUUGUGGCUGGUACAAUGAAGCAAGUUCAAUUGCAUGUUUUUUUCCUAUCAAAUAGUACUGUAGGAGUGUGCAACUACUCAAAUUUUGACAUGUUAUUAUGUAAAAAAUUAAACUCUUCGAUAUUUUGUGCUGAAAGUAGUAACUUUUCAAUAUGUUGAAUAUUUAAGACUACUUGAAUACUU